Chenopodium quinoa (quinoa) is the source of this 1194-nucleotide messenger RNA. RefSeq lists its product as uncharacterized. Lineage: Eukaryota; Viridiplantae; Streptophyta; Magnoliopsida; Caryophyllales; Amaranthaceae. Gene Ontology annotation, cellular component: endomembrane system. The record is from RefSeq and is a predicted model, not a curated record. The transcript is spliced from 4 exons. Bases 97 to 798 code for a protein of 233 amino acids. Gene Ontology annotation, biological process: vacuolar proton-transporting V-type ATPase complex assembly.
GAGAGACAGUGGGUGGGCAUUUUUUUUUCCACCAUUAAGAUUGGUCUAACCGAAGAAAACCAAGUUCUAUCGAAGAAGAAAUCAAUUGAAAAAAAAAUGACUGCAAAUUCAGAAUCAGAACCUCAAACAUCUUCAUCUUCUUCCUCAAAUUCAACUAUAUCAACAACAACAACAGCUGGUUCUUCUUCAACAUCUGGUUUAAUUUUGUCAAACACAGAAAUUAUACUAUCUUUCCUCAAUUCAUCAUCAUCAUCUUCAUCAAAUCUCCCUGAAAAUCUCCGGCAAUCUGCAGUUUCUCUCUCCUCUCAAUCUUCCCUCCCUUAUCAAUCUCUGAGAUCCAUCUGGGUUGCCUCUAACCCCACUACUAGACCCUCUCUCUCUCUCCUCCUUCGCGGUUCUUCUUUCCUCUUCAACAGCCCUAAACCUCGAGAAAAGAGUGAAGAGCUGAAAGCAAGGUUGAAGAAGCUAGAGGAGUUAGCUGAGAGGAAAGCAUAUGCAGAGCUUGUGAAAGAUAUUACUCCAAAGGAGCCAAAUGAGCCCUUUUCAACUUACAAGGACCAACUUGGAUUUGGUUUACAUGUCGUGGUCAUAAUGUUUACUGGUUACCUUGUUGGAUACAUUGCCUUCAGGGCAUUGUUUGACCGUAACCCGAUCAUGAGUACUGCAGGAGGCAUCCUAGGUUUGGUUCUUGGCAUGCUUGUGGAAACCCUUUUAUUCAUCAUUAGAACUACUGAUUACAGUGAAAAAUCAUCUAAACCUCGCCCGCCUUCUAACUUGAAGUUCAAGAAAAAUCAAUAGGAUCUUAGGUUGAGAUUCCCCUCAGGCACGCCUCCUUCUCUUUCUCUUACUUGUGUUCCUCACUUAAAAGAGAUAGGUGUUCUUGAUUUCCAUGUGUUGUUGUAUACACUUUUUUCCCCAAUAAAUAAGGCUUAUUUAAUUGUACACACAACGGAGUAUAUAAUUAAGCUAAAUGUAGCUAGAGUCAAAGCACAAUAGAACCUUCAGUUUCUUGUAUACAUUAAGAAGCCAUAUCAAAGUUUAAAUCUUUACUUAGCUGAGAGGUUUUUUCAAUCCUCACGGAGAAAAACUGAUAAACUGCACAUGUGUUUUGAAGAUUGCGUUGAAAAAUAGCGAUUUUUUUUUUUUUAAAGGUUUAUUGAAAGAAGCGGCUUUACCUGCCAAUUUUAAUUGAUU